Oncorhynchus masou masou (cherry salmon) is the source of this 390-nucleotide messenger RNA. RefSeq names its product polypyrimidine tract-binding protein 3-like. The record is from RefSeq and is a predicted model, not a curated record. Gene Ontology annotation, cellular component: nucleus. Gene Ontology annotation, biological process: regulation of RNA splicing. The transcript has 3 exons. Gene Ontology annotation, molecular function: mRNA binding. Bases 46 to 390 code for a protein of 114 amino acids. Lineage: Eukaryota; Metazoa; Chordata; Actinopteri; Salmoniformes; Salmonidae.
UCUGAAAAGCCUCUUUCUUCUGCUGUCCUCUACGGCCAUUCUACCAUGAGCACUUCUACUCCAUCCACAGCUAAUGGCAACGAUAGCAGACAGUUUAAAGGAGAUCGUUCUCCCUGUGGUCCUUCCCGAGUGCUCCACGUCCGCAAGGUUCCCAUCGAGGUGUCUGAGGCUGAGCUCAUCUCUCUAGGAGUCCCUUUCGGUAGAGUCACUAACCUGUUGAUGCUCAAAGGGAAAAACCAGGCUUUUAUAGAAAUGGCUUCAGAGGAGGCAGCGAUCACCAUGGUGAACUACUACACCACAGCAACACCUCACGUACGCAACCAGCCAGUCUACAUCCAGUACUCCAACCACCGCGAGCUCAAGACAGACAACCUGCCCAAUCAGGGGUGA